This is a messenger RNA of Trichoplusia ni (cabbage looper), 1867 nucleotides long. RefSeq names its product major facilitator superfamily domain-containing protein 10 (gene rtet). The record is from RefSeq and is a predicted model, not a curated record. The coding region runs from base 233 to 1792 and encodes 519 amino acids. Gene Ontology annotation, molecular function: transmembrane transporter activity. Gene Ontology annotation, cellular component: brush border membrane. NCBI's taxonomy places the organism in Eukaryota, Metazoa, Arthropoda, Insecta, Lepidoptera, Noctuidae. The transcript is spliced from 8 exons. Gene Ontology annotation, biological process: transmembrane transport.
UCCGGCUGAAUAAGGAAGUAAGUGUAUCCACGUUAUUUGAACGUUUUAAACAUCUUCCACCUGUUGACAUAAUAUAGUUGGGUUGCUCAUAUGUCAACAACUUGUUCAGAAAAGUGAAAGUUAAGUGAGAAUUUAUAUCUUCGCCGCAGUCCGAAAUUGUUAUUAAGCUCGAUGGCUUGUUGCUAUUCGUUGGAAUUCCAUAAAAGUGUUGUGUUUUGUAUCAUAUGAAAAAAUGGACCAGCGCGGAAACGGAGGAGUUAGAAAUAGGAUCGGAAAUGGUCAAGAUAAAGUGGAAGCAAUUAAAAAUGACAAAAACUCUGUUGAAAACAAGCCUAGGUCGUCGAAUUCAAGAACUAUCGGUCUUAUAUUUGUUUCGUUACUUUUAGAUUUGUUAGCUUUUACAAUGAUUUUACCACUCUUGCCAUCGUUGUUAGACUAUUACGAUAGAGAGGAAGGCAAGGGUAACAGUUUGUAUGCCUCCUUACUAAGAGCAGUGCAAAGUUUCCAAAGGUUCACGGGAGCUCCUGAUCGCUUCGCGUCAGUGUUAUUCGGGGGAGCCUUGGGCUCGAUGUAUAGCUUCCUACAAUUUUUAACAAGUCCAAUAGUAGGAAGCCUUUCAGAUGCAUAUGGAAGGAAGCCUAUGCUUUUAAUUUGUUUGGUAGGAAUUACUAUAUCCCAUGCAUUAUGGAGUUGUGCGAGUACAUUCAGUGUGUUUGUCCUGGCUCGUUUUAUUGGUGGCUUGAGCAAAGCCAACGUAAGUCUCAGUAUGGCCAUCGUCACAGACGCGUCGAAUGAAAAAACGAGGGCAAGAGGAAUGGCACUUGUAGGGCUGGCCUUCUCUAUCGGUUUCAUAGUUGGUCCUCUCGCUGGAGCUUGGUUUUCGAAGAACAGUGAUAUGUCGUCAGGGGCAUGGGGUGAGAAACCAGCUUUUUAUGCCCUUAGUUUAUCACUUGCCAACGUCCUCUUAGUAUGGCUAUGUAUACCGGAGACAUUGCCCAAAGAAAAAAGAGCACCUUUAUCGUUCACUCUGUCUAAAUCAGUGGAUUUCGUCUCUCCUUGGCAUCUACUAAGAUUUACACCUGUUAAAAACCUCUCGAAGCAUCAGAGUAAAGUGUUGUCGAGACUGGGCCUAAUUUACUUUCUGUAUUUAUUUAUAUACUCGGGCCUCGAGUUCACUCUUACAUUCCUUACGCAUCACACCUUCCAGUAUACCGCUAUGCAGCAGGGUAAAAUGUUCCUAGUCAUGGGGCUUAUAAUGGCGGUUCUGCAGGGUGGUGCGGCGCGGCGGCUAGAGGCUAAGAGUGCGGAACUAGCGGCGCGGGGAGCUCUGGUCCUCACACCAGCUUCCUUCUUGAGUGUAGCAUUCGCAGCGUUACCACGCCCGCCGCUAUUUGAGCCAAUAUACUGGCUAUGGAUCGGACUCGUUUUAUUCGCAUUGUCAACGGCGUUCGCGGUAUCGUGUAUGACGUCGAUGGCGGGCGGGCAGGCGCCGGCGGCCGCGCGGGGCGCAGUGCUCGGCACUCUGCGCUCGCUGGGCGCGCUGGCCCGCGCUGCCGGACCACUGCUAGCUGCUGCAGCUUCUGGCAAAGCUGGAACUGCUCACAAAGAAAACAUAAGACUCAAAAACGAGCUUGAGAGACUUGAAGAAGAAAAUAAUAUGCUAAGAUUGAAGUUUGAAAUACUUUUGGAUAUGAUGACAGAUAAAACUGUGGAGGCCGAACAACAAGCGGAAUUGCAGCGAGCACAGAGCAUGGGCAAUUUAAAACAAAAGGGAAAUAAAAAGAAGUGGUGAUGUUAUUAUUGUAGACGACACGUGUGCCUAAUUAUAUGUAAAUAAAAAUGAAAAAUCCUAGGUAAAAAUGCUGUA